UAAGUGCAGCAGAAAAUGUCCAGCUGUAGUAUUGCCCAGGGGUACCUAAGGAUGUGUCCACCUGUGAAUUUUGUGGCCACGCCCACUCAGGGAGGUGCCAGGAGUGUUUUUUUUCCCAGCAGAGGCCUCGCUGCUGCACACUUUUCAUGAUGAAACAACACUUUGAAGGCUUAUUUUCUUGCUAGAAACAAUGUGUGGGAAGCGAGGACGCAGAGGUGGACACCAUGAGGACUUCUCCUUUGUCAGCCCCGUGGUUAAAUACCUGCUCUUUCUAUUCAACUUCAUCUUCUGGCUUAUCGCCAUGGCCAUGAUGGCUAUUGGUGUGUACGCCCGCGUGGAAAAACAUGCAGAGACGGCCUUGGCGUGUCUCUCAGUGGACCCGGCCAUGAUGCUGCUGGUGGUGGGGGUCCUCAUGUUCAUCAUCACCUUUUGUGGCUGCGUGGGCUCGCUCAGGGAAAACAUUUGUCUGCUGCAAUUUUUCUGCAUCAGCCUGACCAUCAUCUUCUUGCUCCAGCUGGCUGCUGGUGUGCUGGGAUUCAUCUUCUCAGAUAAGGCACGCCACAAAGUGACCCAAAUGGUCACCAAUGCCAUCGUGCACUACAGAGACGACAUCGACCUGCAGAACCUCAUCGACUUUGGCCAGAAGGAGUUUGGCUGCUGUGGUGCUGUGGAGUACGGAGACUGGUCCAAGAACAUGUACUUCAACUGUACUGCUGCCAAUCCGAGUCUGGAACGCUGCGCUGUGCCUUUCUCCUGCUGCAUCAUCACCAAAGACAAGGUGGAGGUGAUCAACACCAUGUGUGGUCAGGGCAUGCAGGAGAUGGAAUACCUGGAAGCCAGCAACUACAUCCACACCAACGGCUGCAUAGACAAAGUGGUGGACUGGAUCCACAGCAACCUCUUCCUGCUUGGGGGCAUCGCCCUGGGACUGGCUAUCCCCCAGCUGGUGGGCAUCCUCCUGUCUCAGAUUCUCAUCAGUCAGAUUAAAGACCAGAUCGAGCUGCAGAACUACAACUUGAAGCACCACUCUGACCCGUGGAGCUGAAAGCACCAGCAGGUGAUGCCACCUGUUGCUAGGACGCAAUCAAGAAAUAAAAUGGUCACACAGCAGCCGCAACCUUUGCCUCACAUGGCACGGAAAGGACAGGGAGACCCGCGAAGAACAAGGAAGUCGGCUUGCUUAAUGACUGCACUUACUUGUUUUCUAUUGUGUGCUUUGUAUUUUGUGGCAACAGCACCGUUUGCUGGAUGUGAUGGAAGUGCACGGUCAGGUGGCGAUGUAAAAAAUUGACUUUUUAUGGCAAAUUGUUACAUUUUCUAGAUGCCAGUCCUAAGUUUGGACACACCUUCCCAUUAUCUCGAAUGAGAAUGCGUCCCCAAAAUUUUGGCUGGCUUUGUUUAGUUUGUGUUUGUUUCUUUUCCGCUGCUUUUCAUUUAAACGUGCACCUUUUCUGUUACAGAUGUAAAAAAAGAUGAACAUAUAACUCCAGUAUUGUGUUUUUAAUGCACUGUGCCUGCAAAAGCAAAGUGUCCGCUAGAGUUUUUAAUGGACUUUAGGUAACUAUUUCAUCAAAUAAAGCAGUUUUCAGUGUCUUGCUGUUACAUUCAGACAUUGAGUGCAGUGUUGCCAACUUGGCAAUUCUAUCGCCAAAUCUGGCAACAUCCCCCCCCCCAUAAAUACGACAUACUUUGUCGAAAGCGACUACCGUAGCUACAUAUCUAGCCACGUUUUCUGGCGUCGUUCGGGAGUUUGCUAGUUGCAUUUUACAACGUCAUGUGCAAAUUAGACGAUGGUGUCAUCUAGCGACUUCUAGGGCAGCCAGUGGCUACUUUUCUUACUGAAAGUUGGCAACCGUGAUCGUGUGUUCCUCCUUGGCGAAUAAAAACACACAUUGGCAACACACAACGUAAACACGAGCGUUGUUAGCCUUCCAACGCCUACAUCCACAAAGACCGACUGCACUUUGUGUGUGGUCCUGACUUUUUUUUUCUUCAUGACUCAAGCAGGAGGCGGACACACACACGCUCCACUAAAUGAAUGACAACUACGCAACCACAGAGCAGAUUACACUUGUUUCUUAGGUUUUCAUUCCAAAUCCAAACUCCUGACUUCAUGACCACCUCGCCCUGUGGACAAGAGAGUGGAUGUCCAUAAAAUAACCUUAAUACGACAACAAACUGUUUCACUCCAGUCCGUUACUUCCUGAACCAUAAAGAGUGGACGGUUAGAGCAGUACACUUGCUCACUUGAACUUUAUUCAGAACUUUACAGCAGGUACCCUUCGCACAUGUAACUAGCCCCGAGUGACUUCCUGUACCGUGUUCCCCACACCAAACAUUCCCCCUGCAACUUGUGCUAAGUCUAAACAUUCCCAUUACAAUACUAUUGUAACACAAACAGCAACAAAAAAAGUAAAAUCAACUGUAUUGUCGUAGUCAAUGCAGUUGAAUUGAGUACUUUCAUAACUAGAGCAUAACUAGUCACCUGUUUAUGACUUUCUAAAUACAGUUUCCAACAUCACAAAGCUCUCUAGACGUGAAAUAACACGCCUAUCCACACCUGUGCAACUCUUGUGCCGCAGGGACUCGAGACGGCGCUAGCUAGCGUGCUAACCAGUUAGCCUCGAUUUUAUUUCUUCCAAACUUAAGAAGCCCAAAACUUACCACCUCCACACGGAAUGGAAGAAUAACUUUUUUCACUCUAUCAUGCACGCCAUGUUUGACGUCAUGACAGUUUUAAGGUAAUGUAAUCUAAGGUAACGUGUCAUCAGUGUUGUGUGUCAUUACUGCCGCCUAGUGACCAGAAAACUACCAGAAAACCACUUAUAUUUCAAUAUGCUUUGACUAAUCAUAGACCGUAGUCUACCACGAAACAGCCAUCAUUUAAUAAUUAAUGAAUUUAUGAAAAAACGCGAUCUAGCCAGGGGCAACUGAUGUGGUGAAGGUUUGAAGUUCUACCUUGGAUGGCUGUACUUCUGCACGUUGGCCAGCAGAGGGUACUGUUGUACAGUUUACAGUAUCUUAAAACUAUAUUUAAAACAGUCGGGUCAAAAAGUGCCUAGAAAACAUCUACGGAUGUCUCACUCUUUUUACCAUUUGUAUGUUUUUUUGUAAGUUUAAUCAACUUUGUUGCCAUUGUCAAUGUGUAUUAAUUAAUUAAAUAUUAUUGACGUCAAUAAAGUUCCCCAAAUAAAUGAAAAUGGAAGGGAAAUACAUAUAUAUUGUUGGAUAUACGUAUUUCUAUAUGUGUACCUGUAUACGUAAGUGUCUCGCAGGACUGCAAUCUAUCUGUGGUGUUGGAUUGCAGGGAGCAGAUGUUGCCAUCAUCUAAUUUGAGUAAUUAUAUUUAAUUACAUUUUUUUUUAAGUGGCGCCAAAUCUAUUUAUGGCAGUGCAAAUGUAUCUAUGGUGGACUGCCACAAAUAAAUUAAUGUAUACAUAUUUGUUGGUAUAUAUGUGGGCGUGUGUGUGUGUGUCUGUGUGUGUGUGUAUACAGUGUAUUAGAAACAGAAUGACAAAUAACCAUAAAGAAUCUAUGAAUGUCUCCAUUUAAAAUAUUAUAUAUAUAUAUAUAUAUAUAUUUGUAACUUUA
Molecule: messenger RNA, 3591 nt
Organism: Dunckerocampus dactyliophorus (ringed pipefish)
Lineage: Eukaryota; Metazoa; Chordata; Actinopteri; Syngnathiformes; Syngnathidae
Gene: tspan33a
Product: tetraspanin 33a
Exons: 9
Coding region: 191-1045 (284 amino acids)
Cellular component (GO): membrane
Source: RefSeq, a predicted model, not a curated record